AUGGGUAGUGCUCCGGAAUCUGAGGGCGGCCUCCACAUCCUCAUCGCUGGCGCUGGCAUCGGCGGUCUCUCAGCAGCAAUCGCAUUGAGGAAGCAAGGACACCGUGUCGAGCUCUUCGAGCGCUCGCGCUUCGCCAACGAGAUUGGAGCCGCUAUCCAUAUUACCCCUAAUGCGAACGCAGCACUGCUGAAACUGGGCAUUGACGCUACAAAUCUUGGGGCUGUGGAGUCCGAAAAGCUGCGCGUCUUCCCUCCAAACGGUCCAGAGAUCUUCUCAUUAGACAUCAAGAAGACUGCAGGGUUCUGGAGACAUCGCUGGCUUCUUGUUCAUCGAGCCCAUCUCCACGAAGGUCUGAAAAUCGCCGCGCAAGCUCCAGGCCCUGGCGUGCCUGCUCGACUGCACACUUCCAACAAAGUGGUCGAUAUUGACCCCCAUAGUGCAACCAUAACCCUCGAGAAUGGCAAAAGGAUAACCGGCGAUGUUGUUCUUGGCUCAGACGGCGUGCAUUCAGUCGCCAAGACAAAGCUGCCUGGAGGAGCGAAUCUAAGGUCUUUCAGCUCAGGGAAGAAUGCAUUUCGUUUUUUGAUUGCUCGAAAAGAUGCACUGGAGGACCCCGAGACGAAAGAGCUAGCAGAUGAGCUGGGGACUUGGUACAUGUUUGAUAGUCCGGAUCUGCGGGUCGUCGUGUAUCCCUGCGCCAAUAACGAGCUGCUCAACUUUGUGUGCAUUCAUCCAGACACAAUGUCCAAGAUCCACGAUGGCUCUGAGUGGGAUCAGGGUGCGAGCAAGGAGUCGUUGCUGGAGGUGUACAAGGACUUUAGUCCCCAGAUUCGAAAAUUGCUCGCAAAGGCUGACCCGGCCACGUUGAAGGUGUGGCCGUUGCUUGAUACCGACGACUUGCCUACCUGGGUAGAAGAUCGACUGGCUGUCAUGGGUGAUGCUGCACACCCUUUCCUGCCAUAUCGUGCUUCAGGCGGUGCAAUGGCUAUCGAGGACGCCAUAUCACUAGGCGUCAUGCUUCACCGUGGUGUGACCGUGGAAGAUAUUCCCGCGCGAUUGAAGUUAUACGAGAAAGCCCGCCGCAGCCGCGCAACAACAAUCCAGCAGUUGACCAGGAAGAGCUCCCACGGCCCACUCCCGCCGGCUGAAGAAAAAUCAAUGACCGAAUAUAUCUAUGGCCAUGACGAACACGACCAUAGCACGCAAGUCCUGCGCAACGACCUGUGGUCCCAAGGUCCCCAAAAGUACUGGCGGCAGCCCAUCGUGUUCGGGCCCAUGCCUGGGCCACGACAGAACUUCCAAGGCCUCAGCCGUCUUGCCCGGUCCCAGAAAUCCACGUUCCAGACAACGUCAAUCAAGUUCAAAACCAGCCGGACACUACUGCAAAACCUACUUCCCAACGACUCGUGGUCCUUCGCUACACCAAGCACCGUUGCCACUGCAACCUUCUCCCAAACCCUGCUAAACGGUAUGGACUGGCUCGGUGGCGGCGGAUAUCGCCAUCUGGGGCUAUAUAUCGACGGCGUGCAGUAUACCAAGGCGAACGGAGAGGUUGUAUCGGGGACGUACCUGCCCAUUCUAUUUGAGAGCCUCGCAGACCCGAUCGUGAGCGGCCGCGAGGAGCUUGGCAUGCCCAAGCUGUACUCUGCCAUUGGCGCGAAGGAGCGCGAAGCCUCGUACUACCUGCAGGCAAGCUGGGAGGGGGCCGUUUGGGGGCGGUUCCGGUGGGAGGGCCUGGAGGAUGAGGAUCCUGCCGCUGCAAACGCCGGGCCGCUGCAAGGUGUCAACGCGGGCGUGCUUGUGCACCGCUAUAUCCCAAAAGUCGGGGCGGACUGUAAGGGUGAGGCUGACGUGGAGUAUGCAGUGUUUGUGCCGAAUGCGGAUGAGAGUAAGCUGUUGGUUUCGAAGGUGACCAGGGUUCGGAAGGCCAGUAAGGCUGCAUUUGAGAUUGACGGGCUUGGAUGGGAGGCGCUGCCGACGUUGCACCACAUUAUCGAGCGCCUGGCUGAGAUUCCAGUUGAUGAGAUUCUGUCGGCGAAGAUUGUCGAGGGCGAGGGGGUGCCGGAUGUGUCGUCUGCGCGGCGGAUAGAACCUCGACCAAUCGCCAUGCCCCCGAAGCGCACUGCCGAUGCCCAUGGCGGCAGCUCGAAGCGGACCAAGACCAGUGCCACCGCGCAACCUCAAGAGGAAACUCAAGCAGAAGCUCCAGCUCCAGCUACCAACCGCGCGAGCAAGCGAUGGUCGGCUGUGUCGGUCUCCCGCAAUCUCGCGCAGUCAUUCGCCGAACAUGCCGAUUACGACACCUACAAAACCCUUUGCCAGGCGCGAGUGGAUGGAAAAUCACCUAAUGAUGACGAUGACGAUGACGAUGAAUUCGAUGAGGAUGAGGAAGAAGACGAUGAGGACGAAGAAACUAGCAAGUCAGAAGCCAAAUGCGACAUGGGCGAAACGUGCAUGUGCAAUAAGCCUGCCGCAGAACACCCUGAGCACCCGUUUAGCAUCAGCGAGGCCGGCCACAAUAAAUUCAUCGACCAGAUUGCGCACACCAAUGUGCGCGAACCAGACGCCUUCGAUAUGUACGUGUUCAAUGACUUCGCGGGGUAUGGCGUGUGGGAAGUGCUGCAAAACCUCGUCGUCGACUUCGUUGAGGCCAAGGACAACUGGAAAGAACAGUGGGCUGUUUGCCAAGCUUUGCCCUUCUACUGGAUGAGUGGUGCAGUCAUGCCAUUCACAAUGCUCGAUGCGCAUUCGGUGACGUCCACAUUCCACCUUCUCGGGCAGAUGUUCCUCGUCAUGCUGGCCACCUUGGAAUCCAAGGAUUUACUGAAGCCCGAUUCGGAAGUCAAGAACCUCGGCAUGGUAAUGGCCCAGUAUCUUCUGCUGGCCGACGAGCUGCGAGAGUACACCUCACUCGGGUCGGAUGACGAUGAAGGACCUGACUUCUCCCGCUUUGAUCAUUAUGUUCUUGCAUACGCCAAGAAGCACAGCAUCGGAUUGCGGGGCCCUUCCAAGACCGAUAAGCUUGUGAAGGCCAUCGAGGACGAUGAAGACGAUGAGAUGAAGCUCCCUCGCCGUUCUGCUGAUCCGUGGAAAUGGGCCAAGGCUUACAAGGCGUUUGCCCAAGAGCACGGCACGAUCUUUACAGUGCAGAAAAAGGGUAUGGGCGGGGACAGCUUCGACAUUACCUCUUGGACCAGCGCACGGCGCAAGCAACACAGCUUCAACAAGAAAGACCCACUUGGCAAGAAGGAAAUGGACGCAAUCAAGCAGGGUAUGGUCAUGCAGAUGGGAUAG
Molecule: messenger RNA, 3294 nt
Organism: Aspergillus mulundensis
Lineage: Eukaryota; Fungi; Ascomycota; Eurotiomycetes; Eurotiales; Aspergillaceae
Product: putative salicylate hydroxylase
Exons: 7
Coding region: 1-3294 (1097 amino acids)
Molecular function (GO): FAD binding; monooxygenase activity; lyase activity
Source: RefSeq, a predicted model, not a curated record